This is a messenger RNA of Gadus chalcogrammus (walleye pollock), 1107 nucleotides long. RefSeq names its product signal sequence receptor, beta (gene ssr2). Gene Ontology annotation, cellular component: endoplasmic reticulum; membrane. The coding region runs from base 84 to 638 and encodes 184 amino acids. The record is from RefSeq and is a predicted model, not a curated record. NCBI's taxonomy places the organism in Eukaryota, Metazoa, Chordata, Actinopteri, Gadiformes, Gadidae. The transcript is spliced from 6 exons.
CCUAGACAGGGGAUGUAGCGUUGUACGCAUGCGUCGGUUUAGUUCUUCUCAGAUUUGACUGAAAGGAAGAGCCUUCGUGAACGAUGAAGACACUGUGCAUCUUUGCCCUGCUGGCCGUGCUCGGCCUCGGGACCGGGGAGGAGGGAGCCCGGCUCCUGGCGUCCAAGUCGCUGCUGAACCGCUACGCUGUGGAGGGCAGAGACCUGACUCUGCAAUACAACAUCUUCAACGUUGGCACAAGUGCUGCCCUGGAGGUGGAGCUCUCCGACGACUCUUUCCCCCCUGAGGACUUCGGGAUCGUCUCUGGGAUGCUGAAUGUCAAAUGGGACCGGAUUGCUCCAGCUAGCAAUGUCUCUCACACGGUGGUGCUGCGCCCCUUGAAGGCUGGCUAUUUCAACUUCACAUCUGCAACCGUGAGCUACCUGGCCCAGGAGGGAGGACAAGUUGUGGUGGGCUACACCAGCGCCCCGGGGCAGGGAGGCAUCCUGGCUCAGAGGGAGUUCGACCGGCGCUUCUCCCCUCACUAUGUGGACUGGGCUGCGUUCGGCGUGAUGACCCUUCCCUCCAUCGGCAUCCCGCUGCUCCUCUGGUACUCCAGCAAGAGGAAGUACGACUCCCCAAAGUCCAAGAAGAACUGAGCGCACUGCAGGGGUCGGAAUGGGGGGUGGGGGGGUGGAGGGGGUUGGGAUUGGGGAUACAGAUCUUAAGGCGUCAAUUUUAUUUUUUUUCAUUUCUAAUUUACCCAUAUUGGGGUUAAAACAAAAAAGUGAUUCAACUUUCAGAGGGCAUCAGGGUUUUGACUAUGAUAGGGAAGUUGUGUAUGAGCUUACAAAAGCACACGGAACAAGCACGUUUUACAUCUUCACAAGUAGGAAAAUUGUUCACUUUUCCUAACUGUUAUUGUGGCGACCUCCCCGGAAACCCAUCAACAUCCAGAAGCCGGGAACCAGAAGCUAUCAGGAUAUUGGGCUGGCCUUCACCUUUGCAAUUCACAUUUCAACGCUACAUUGACAUUAGUAUACUUUUUGAACUCUGGUUAUUUCUUGUACAGGAUUUUCUGUGUGAAAUGAAACCUCAAAAGAGAAUUAAAGUUGUUUUUUUGGAAGA